AUGGCUCCUCCCAGUAAUAAUGCUCAACUCCGCGCGCUGGUCAGCCAGUUCACGAGCUACACGGGGGCAAGCGAGAAAAUCGCCACCAAGUUCCUUAGACUCGCCGGCUACAAGAUCAACGAUGCUAUUGACGAGUACUAUCACCAGAACGAGGGUGCCGCACCCGCCACCUCGACUCUCAUCUCCGAGUUAGGGUCCUUGUUCGACAGCUUACGAGACGACGAAAAGGAUGGCAAGAACUCCAUGGAGCUGGCGUCGACUAUGAAUUACCUCAACAAUGAGCUGAAGGUGAACAUAGAAAACGCAGAGCUCUUCGUUGCUCUGGAGCUUUUGCAAGCACCUACCAUAGGAGAAAUUUCACGAGAAGGCUAUGUAGCAGGAUGGAAGAGUAGCAACGUCAACGCUUCACAUAAGGAGCACGCUAAGCAUCUCCGCAAAGUUAUCAAGGCGCUACCAAAAGAUGCCGCCCUAUUCAAAAGGGUGUACAAGUACGCGUUUGUCGUUGGCCGUGAGAACGAUCAAAAGUCGCUCAGUCUCGAUACCGCCCUCAUCUACUGGGAUAUGCUAUUUGCCCCUCCUGGCAUGCCAUGGAAGAAUGCGCACCGUGACUGGUUGGCGCUGUGGAAGAAAUUUUUGGCUGAAAAAUGGACGCGCUCCGUCAACCGUGACAUGUGGAACAUGGUGCUUGAGUUUGCCUUCAAGAGCAUCGAGGAUGAUUCCGUGUCCUUUUGGAACGAAGAUGGUGCCUGGCCAAGCGUCAUUGACGAAUUUGUGGAGUGGUGCAGGGCCAACGGUGUUGGCAAGCCUGAGAAGAUGGAGGUUGAUGAAGCGUAG
Cordyceps militaris CM01 is the source of this 834-nucleotide messenger RNA. RefSeq names its product defective in cullin neddylation protein 1. Gene Ontology annotation, cellular component: ubiquitin ligase complex. Lineage: Eukaryota; Fungi; Ascomycota; Sordariomycetes; Hypocreales; Cordycipitaceae. The record is from RefSeq and is a predicted model, not a curated record. The transcript is spliced from 5 exons. Gene Ontology annotation, biological process: protein neddylation; positive regulation of ubiquitin-protein transferase activity. The coding region runs from base 1 to 834 and encodes 277 amino acids. Gene Ontology annotation, molecular function: ubiquitin-like protein binding; ubiquitin conjugating enzyme binding; cullin family protein binding.